Messenger RNA from Chelmon rostratus (copperband butterflyfish), 6654 nucleotides. It is a transcript of the gene idua, whose product is annotated as alpha-L-iduronidase. Bases 184 to 2085 code for a protein of 633 amino acids. Lineage: Eukaryota; Metazoa; Chordata; Actinopteri; Chaetodontiformes; Chaetodontidae. The record is from RefSeq and is a predicted model, not a curated record. The transcript is spliced from 14 exons. Gene Ontology annotation, biological process: carbohydrate metabolic process. Gene Ontology annotation, molecular function: L-iduronidase activity; protein binding.
CCGGAGCGGAAGUGUGUUGCAUCGUGUUUUAGUCUUGUUUAUGUGAUUUCUGUUGCGGGUCUGUGUUUCAUGUGUUCACAUCCCGUGUGUCAGACGUGUGAGGGUUAAUUUGCUUCUUCUCUCAUCGCUUUUUGAGCCUGUAAAAGGAAUCGAGGUGUGAAGUUGCGAUGCUGAGCCGCCGACAUGAGGCGGACAAGUUUUUCUGUCUUUGCGUUUCUGCUCAACAUGAUGGAAACUUCAGCAGCUUCCUAUAUCAUCACAGCUGAUGCGGGCAGACCAGUAGGAGAUCUGAAACACUUCUGGAGGAGCACUGGUUUCUGCCCCCCGCUCCCUCACACCCAGGCCCACCAGUUUGACCUGAGCAUCGACCAGCAGCUGAACCUGGCCUAUGUGGGCUCAGUCCCCCAUGGAGGGAUCCAACAGGUCCGGAUUCACUGGAUGUUGGAGCUGGUCACUGCACAAGAUAUUGGAGGACGACCUCAGUACAACUUCACCAAACUGGACCAGCUGAUAGAACUCUUGUGGAUCAAUGGACUCAGACCAGGUUUUGAACUGAUGGGCAGUGUCUCAAACUACUUCACUGACUUUGAGGACAAGUCACAAGUGAUGGAGUGGAGGAACCUGGUUUAUCUCAUAGCCAGGAGGUACAUCGACAGGUUCGGCCUGGGAAGCAUCUCUCAGUGGAACUUUGAAACGUGGAACGAGCCCAACAACCGAGACUUUGACAACGUCACCAUGUCGAUUCAAGGGUUUCUGAACUACUACGAUGCCUGUUCGGAGGGUCUGCGCGCUGCCAACGGCCUCCUGAGGUUCGGGGGUCCAGGUGACUCCUGUCACUCUCCCCCACACUCACCCUACUGCUGGGCCAUGCUGCAGCACUGCUACAACGGCACCAACUACUUCACCGGAGAGACGGGGGUCAGGAUCGACUACAUCGCCCUGCAUAAGAAGGGAGGAGGCUACUCCUGGCCGAUCCUCCAGCAGGAGAUCCAGACGGUGGAGGAGAUCCAGCAGCGUUUCCCGCAGUUCCGCAGCCUCCCGGUUGUUAACGAUGAGGCGGAUCCGCUGGUGGGCUGGUCCAGGCCGCAGGAGUGGAGGGCUGACGCGACCUACGCUGCCAUGGUGGUGAAGGUGAUAAACCAGCACCAGGAUCUGCUGCUGGCAGACCCGAACAGCACCAUCAACUACACCCUGCUGAGCAACGACAACGCUUUCCUGAGCUACCACCCGCACCCCUUCACCCAGCGCACGCUGACCGCCCGCUUCCAGGUCAACAACACCCGGCCGCCUCACGUGCAGCUGAUCAGGAAGCCCGUCCUCGCCGUCAUGGGCCUGCUGGCUUUGCUAGGAGAGACCCAGGUCCUGGCUCAGGUUUCGAACUCUCCAGGAACCGACAACAGCACGGUGGGAGUUCUCGCCAGCACCCACAAGCCCGACGUACCAGGCGGCGCCGACGGCUGGCAGGCGGCAGUGCUGGUCUACAACAGUGACGACAACAGCACCUCCACCGGCGUCGAUGACGCCUCCAUCUCACUGACGGGACUAGCUGCACAAGCGGGUCUCGUUUACGUCUCAUACUACAUUGACAACAAUGUGACGAACCCGUACGAGUUGUGGCAGAGCAUGGGCAGCCCGGACUACCCCACGGCCCAGCAGUUCAGACGCCUCCGGAGUGUGCAGGACCCUCGUGUCGACGGACCCUGGGAGGUUCCUGCAGGGGACACUCUGACUCUGAAGGUCAAGCUGUCGCUGCCCUCAGUCCUCCUGGUCCACGUCUGUGCUCAGCCCAAAGCCGUGCCGGACCAGGUCAAUGGAUUACGCUUCAUUAGGAUCACCAAAGGCCAAGUCCUGAUUGUCUGGUCGGACCACUGUGUUGGUUCCAAAUGCAUCAAGACAUUUGAGGUGGAAUUUUCCUCCGACCAGCAGCAGUUCAGCAGGAUCAACGAUCAGGACACCAUCUUUACUUCUUAUGUUUACUCACCUGUGGACCAGCAGGUCAGCGGGCUGUACAGAGUCCGAGCUGUGGACUACUGGGGACGGCCCGGGUCCUACUCGCUGGCGGAGAGAUUUUCAGAGGAUCACUAGACCAAAGUCACACCUGGUCGUGUUUCACACAGUGUAAAUACAUUUCAUGGCUGAAAAUCUGAAAACAGUGAACUCCUUCACACUUUUAGUUGUCAGUUUGAACUCUGAGCCUCGUCAGCCUGUAAACUCAUGUUAACAUGAGAUUUACUGUUGUUAGUUGUUGCUACUGUGUGAAAGGAGAAGUCAGAUCCAUCAUAUCAGUCAGUCAUCAGCUGAUCUCACUGUUACACAAACUGUAAUCUCAUGGAUCCAUUAAUCGUCUCCUGUAAUGUUUUUAAAUGUUCAUUUUUUUACACUCAACGUGUCUCAGAUCUUUCUCUCUUUCGCUCAUUUUUUCAAAGAGAAGCACAGCAGCACAUUUCUUUAUAAAAUUUAUUGUCACCAACACAGAGUGAUAACACAGUGCAGAUGUUUCCCAUCAGCGUGACAACAGUGCACAGAUGUUCUCCCCACUUCUCACUGGAUUUGGUUUGGAAUUAUAUUUUCAUUGUGGUGUUAAUUACACUUGUUACAUUAGGGCAUUGAAUUGGAUUUAUCCGAUAACUCUCUCCGUUGACAUCGGGACAGAUCAAUAACAGGAUUAUUGACGGGACUCUGUCUUGUCUUGUUUUUGGAUGAGAUGAUCCGUCUGGUUUGAUGAAGAGCAACUCAACAGACUCCAGCAGUUUAACAAGCUCCUGUUCAAGAAGAGAGGAGGAAGAGGACCGAGCGUCAGAUAAGUUUAAACGUAGCAUUAGUUCUGAAUAUAGAGAAUAAAAUGUGUUUUAAGUUAAGAUCCAGAGAUAAACGUGAGUCCUCAGAGUGAGUUUUUGUGAUUCAGAGCAACAAAUGGCUUCUUUAAAGACACUUUCUGUCUCCCUAAAUUUAAAUAUCAUGUUCUUUUAAAAAGUGCUGUAACAGGCUCUACAACACACUGAGUUCAUACCAGACUGCAGCACGGGCUGGAACUCUCCGGCCAUGCAGAUCUCCUCCUGCUUUUGGCGGACGGCUCUCUGGAUGGCGGGGGGGAGGCCACGGGGGUUGCGUGAGAAGACCAGGGCGUAGCCGUCCUCGCAGCUUCCGUCCUCCUUCAGGCUGCGGCAGGCGUAGGUGAUGGCGUAGUUGUCGUAGUCGGUGUCAAUGACCCAGUAGUUGUCACCUGGAGGAGCAGAGAGGAAGUUAACCUCAACUGUGUGAGCGAGACGCAGAGAGCAUACGUGUGGACAGGUGAGGAGGCUCACCGCCGCUGGACAGGUAGCUGGCCAGUCCCUGGUAGUUCAUGAACAUCUUGCCGGGGGUGCCGGGGUCGGGCACGGAGUACUGAGCCGCCAUGUCGGCGCACACGACCCAGAACCUGGAGGUCAGGUAGAGAAAAAAAAACAUCUGUAAACCGGACCUGAAACCUUCAGUUAUUCAAACAGUUCACAUUCACACGGCUGCUACGAACACCCACCCAAAGAGAGUGACUCUGCCCCUGGAGGAGGCAACCAUGGCACCGUCGUCUCCAACAGUGUAUUCAGCAGAGAUGUUGUCCUGCAGGAACAAACCCUCAGGAUCCUUCUUCUGCAGAGCGUACCACUUCCCUGCAUACUGCAUACAAAGAGGAGAGUCAGGUGUGCAGUAACUCAACAACAACACGGUAUCACAUUGUACGCUGAUGAUGUUCUAGUUUACUCAGAGGAUGCUGAUCACUUUAACCCUGUUCAAUCCAUUCUCCUACUUAAUAAUAAUAAUAACAAUGAUGCAUUUUGUUUGUAGACGUCUUGAGGACACCUUACAGGAUAUGGUCAAAACAUUAAGACAGCAGUAAUAAGUUCAUAUAAUAACGAUAUAACGGUAUAAAAUCAUCGUCAGUGCAAAAGCCAAUGUGUUUGUAAGCACUGGAGUCAGAAUCAGACUGAAUAUUCCAACCUGCUCACCAGGUGUCCUGAACGUGCGUCAUAGUGUUUCUGUCAAAGCUAUCAGGCUGAUUCACAUCACAGUAACUUCUGCUGUAACUGAACCGAAUACUUGAAACUGAUACUAGCUGUUGAGUUGUGUAUUCGACUCUGCUGGUAUCUAUGAGUGUCUGUACUCACUCUUUUGGGGUCGAAGUCCUCUUUGACGGUGAAGCUGUCCACCACGCAGGAGGCCAGGCUCUGCUCCACACAGGCCAGGACCAGCAGCACCAGGGCAAAGACUUGGAAGUCCAUUCUAGACAAAACACAAGUGGAGCUCCUUUAGAGCUGCGUUCCUGUUGACUUUAAUUCCACUAUUAUAAAAUCUCCUGUAAUGAUUAGAUGCUGCAGCUGUCAGCACAGACUGACUCAAGCAGAGUGCUCUGCAUUCAGCUGGACCCCCAAAACACAGCGUCUUCUUACCUGGAGUGUAGAAUGAGUCUGCAGGAAGGUUUCAGUGUUGCUGCAGUGUCUGAGCUGAGGUGGAGGCGCCGGGUGAGCCUUUUAUACCCGACGCACAGACGGGCUCACUGAUUAUUUUCACUUCUUGAGCCUAAAUGCAGAGUUUAAAUCUACCGCUAAUCCAGUUAACAAAAUCCCCGCUGUAAGCUGAUGAACCCUCGCAUUCAGCAGUGUGUGGGCUUUAUGUAAUUGUUUGCAGGGCUCUAUAAUGAGGUACAUAAUGGCAGAUGCUCAAAAAGAGGUGGCCUGAGCCUCGGGUCACAUGUCACACGAGUAUUUCUGACACUAAGGUUUCAUGAAGAGCUCCAAUAGACCUGAGUGCAAAUCUAAAGUUCUGUUGACACCUGCUGCAGCAGUCAUCUGAGACAAAAGAUGGUUUCAGUAUAUUUUGGGGUUUGUUUUCUCUACUUAAAGAAUCCAUGAAUCAGACAUCUUCCAGAUAAAAUGUCUCCUGUUCCCAUAAACACACUGUAACGUUCUGUUUUUAUUCUUCACCUCAUUCACAAACAGCCUCAAUGAGUAAGAGCAAAUCAAAUGAUCCCUCUUUGAUUAGUGUUUGGAUUUCUUGUUAACGCCAGGUUCUGAUUAGUGUGAGGGUGACUCGUUUUCUUCUUCAUCACCGCAGACAGAACAAAGAUCCACAAAGUUUAAGGAUCAAAGACGAGCAAAGGAAGGAAAAAGAAUUUUCACUUUUCCGAGCAGCACGAAAGAAGAAGUGGUCACAGUUGACAUUAUGAAAUCGUCUGGCGAGCAUAUUGAAGUCAUGUUAUGUCAGCAGAGGCUCAGCUGUUCCCGGCUGCUUGGUUAAGUAAUGUUCUGUCAUCCAAAUGCUGCCAGAGCUUCAACCUGUAAUCCAGGACCGAACGUGUCAUAUGGGAAACAGCUGAGGUGUUACAGGAAGUUCUGCACACAGGGUGAAAAGGCCCGUUUAGAAGAGCAGAACCAGCCUGUGAAAUGAAAAGCUGCGUCAGAUGCAUUCAUAUCCUCCGCUGUUAUUCUCUAUAUAUCAUCAGUGUCAUGUUUCCCAUCACUUCUUGGAGCCACUUCUGUAGACUUUGUUUUUUUGCCUUUGUUUCUUUCAAUGUUUUGAACUCCACCAUGUGUUUUGUGUUGUAAGCAGAUGACUAAUCUCAGUCUCACCAGUCUGAGGAGGUAUUUCUGUUAACUACAGUAGGUGAGAGCUAAGUAAAGACCAGUAGCAUGCCACUUAAGUCCGGCCGUAUUUUUAGUCGGCCUCAGCAUUGUUGUUGUAAUAAUAACCUGUCCUGAGGAUAUUAGGUAAGUUCCCUGCAGCACUGUCAUCUACCCAACAUGUGACAAGUCAACAGAAUUAACUCUGCAUCUCUAAUCUGAAAACAAAAGCUUUGUUUAAGUGAUCCUGUUGCCCACACACAGUUAACUAACAGCAGGUGAGCUCAGGUUAAGCUGGUCUGCUCUGGACCCGUCAGGUCGCCCCCUGCUGGAUGUGAGCAGGUGAUACACAUCCUUCCACAUUUUAAAGAAGCCUGUUUCUUCUGCGUUGGGUCUCUGUAGGAUCUGCAGGGGGGUGGAUGUUGACAACACCUGUAAGCUGUGAGCAAGAUGAUCCCGAGGGUUUGUUGGCAGGUUGGAUUUCGAAAUUAUGUUGGAUGUUUCAGUCUGAACAGUCAGAAAGUAGCCGAUCGCUUUGCAAACAGAACUGUAUCAAACUAAUCAGCUGUGGAAAUCGUUCAUAUCCAUGAGUUUGGACCUUAGAGCUGAAACGUUCAAUCGAUUAACUGACUGACAGUAAGAGACUGGGCAGCUAUUGGAUAAACAGUUUCUUCAGCAUUUUGUUGUUUGUCAGACAAAAUAACGUGAUGACAUUACCUUUAAGAAAGUCUAACGAGCAUUUUUCACUAUUUUCUGACAUUUUACUGACCAAACAAUGAAUCCAGACAAGAAGCAGAUUAAUGGCUAAUACUGUUUCAGAAUCAUGAAGCUGAAAAAUAAUUUCCACAGUAAGUCUAACAAUGUCAAAUGAUCCGUCUGCGAUUCGCAUUUUUAUCCUGAAUAAAUCUAGAAAUUCAAAGUAUUCUUUAACUCACUUUCCACAAAGUUACAGAAGAAACUGUUUGAGGUCUUUUCCAUUAAAUUAAACUUUCACUGAAUUAAUCAGCUUUCAUUAGAAUUUAUUCUUGUGACGCUUCCACGCCUUCGUCUUUUAAUAAGA